This is a messenger RNA of Lolium perenne, 474 nucleotides long. Lineage: Eukaryota; Viridiplantae; Streptophyta; Magnoliopsida; Poales; Poaceae. The record is from RefSeq and is a predicted model, not a curated record.
AUGGCCCCGUCGUUCCGGCCACCCCCGCGCCCAUCCGUGCCUCCCAUCGGCUCCACCUCGCCGCCAGCAACAUCCCCGUCGAAGGAAUCGACCGGGGAGGGCCGGAAUCGCCGCCCUCGCCUCCUUCUUCUCCGCGGCCGUCCGAGCUCGCCGUGGCCACCGUGGCGCCUCCCGGCCUCCUCCGGCCUUUCCGAGCCCUCCGUCGCGCUCGUGGUGAGCCUCCGGUGCUCAGGCGCCCCUCAGUUCCCCCUCUCUCCCUCCGUAGCACCUCCUCCACAUGCUCCUGCCCCGGCCGCCGCUCGGCCUCGCCGCCGGCGUCGGUCCGGCGACCUUCUGCUAGCGGCGCCUCCACCUCCUGGUUCGCCUCGGCGCCCUCUCGCCAACGCGCCCUUCCGCGCGUCCAGGGGGCCACGGGAGCGCCGCCUCCGCCGCUCACCGGCGCCGGUCACCGUCGGGUUGACCACCGGCGGUUGA